GCUGCGGAGGUAGAGUUGCCGCGAAGUCACGUGACAGUUCAAGUCUUGGAGUGGAAGAUGGCGGACGAAAAGGAUGUGGUGGAAAAAACCAUCUCGGAAGAUUUGGUCGUUACCAAAUAUAAAAUGGCCGGAGAAAUAGUAAACAGAGUUCUCAAGCAAGUUAUAGAUAAGUGCACGCCGGGAGCUUCGGUUAGAGAUAUAUGCGAUUACGGAGAUCAAUUGCUGACGGAGGAAACCGGCAAGGUGUUUAAGAAAGAGAAGGAACUUAAAAAAGGCAUCGCGUUCCCGACGUGCGUCUCGAUAAACAACUGUAUUUGUCAUUUUUCACCCGUCCCAAGUGAACCCGAUUACACUUUAAAGAGCGGCGACGUAGCUAAAAUAGACUUGGGGGCCCAUAUAGAUGGCUUCAUAGCAGUAGUGGCCCAUACUGUUGUGGUUGGGGCUUCGCCUAGCGAAGUGAUUAAAGGCCGGAAAGCAGAUGUUAUCUUGGCAGCUCACUAUGCGUCUCAAGCAGCUCUCAGACUGCUUAAGCCAGAGAAUGAAACUUACACAAUAACGGACGCAGUGCAAAAAGUGGCAGAGGCUUAUAAGUGUAAGCCAGUGGAGGGCAUGUUAAGCCACCAGCUGAAGCAGUUUAAGAUCGACUGCGAGAAGACCAUCAUUCAGAACCCGAACGAUGCUCAGAAGAAGGAGCACGAGGGGUUUAAACUGGACAAGUACGAGGUGUACGCGAUGGACGUCCUCAUCAGUACGGGUGAGGGGAUUGGCAAGGAGACAGACACCAGGGUGUCAAUUUACAAGAAAACUGAUGAGACUUACCAGCUGAAACUGAAAGCUUCAAGGAUGUUUUACACGGAGGUUAGGGCCAAGUAUGGGAACAUGCCCUUCAACCUCAGAUAUUUCCAGGACGAGACCAAGGCCAAAAUGGGGGUGAAUGAGUGUGUGAAGAAUAAGCUGAUUGAGCCUUUCCAAGUUUUAUAUGAAAAGCCAUCCGAAAUAGUCGCGCAAUACAAAUUCACGGUACUGCUGAUGCCGAACGGGCCGCACCGGAUAACAGGGCUGCAGUUCGACCCGACCCUGUACGAGUCUGAGUGCUCGAUCACGGAUACGGACCUGAAAUCAUUACUGAGCAGUUCGGCCAAUCCGCGGGCCGCGAAAAAGAAGAAGAAGAAAUCCGAGAGCGGCGGCGCGGCGGCGGCGGACUCGCAGCCCAUGGAGGUGGAGGCGGCCGCUUGAUUUGUUUCCCACCCCGUUCGCGAGCUUUUUUUUUCUAACCCCUCCCACCUUCCCUAAACACUGCAAUUACUUUUUAUUAACCCGCGGAAGCGAAAACCGUUCGGAAACAUGGCAAUAUGACGUUUAGGUGUAAUUUUUCUUAACCGGGUCGUCGUAGCCCGGUCUCGAUCACUCUCUAAUCGCAUCAAUCGCAUAUAUUUUAUAUACAAAGUGUCGAGGUAAAAUAUGUCAGUGAAACGCCAUGUGAUUCUUCUAAAUCCAAUUUUAUUGUAAAGUGACAAAUAAAGUGUUUGGUAUUUUCAUCGUUAUCCUUUUGCCCGGAACUUACGGCCC
This is a messenger RNA of Cylas formicarius (sweet potato weevil), 1569 nucleotides long. Its product is annotated as proliferation-associated protein 2G4. Lineage: Eukaryota; Metazoa; Arthropoda; Insecta; Coleoptera; Brentidae. The transcript has 6 exons. The record is from RefSeq and is a predicted model, not a curated record. Bases 58 to 1236 code for a protein of 392 amino acids.